UCACCCAGGCCCUCAAGACAUUUAUCCUGACCAGGAGCCUUGCGAUGGCAUAGCUAGAACACUUAUGAAUGCACGCAAGAAUACUCACUGCGAAUUCACGGGUGAAAGUGCUCACGCCGGUGGAAACCCCUGGAAAGGGAUCAACACGCUUGAUGCUCUAGUCUCAUCUUACAACAAUGUUGCGGUUCUUCGACAGCAGCUUCCGGAUUGGUGUGUAUACUGUGCUUUCUUGGACACACCAAAUGUAGCCAACGUAAUCGCGGACUAUACAAAAGCGCUUUGA
This is a messenger RNA of Penicillium coprophilum, 283 nucleotides long. RefSeq lists its product as uncharacterized. The record is from RefSeq and is a predicted model, not a curated record. The transcript has 2 exons. Gene Ontology annotation, molecular function: dipeptidase activity. NCBI's taxonomy places the organism in Eukaryota, Fungi, Ascomycota, Eurotiomycetes, Eurotiales, Aspergillaceae. The coding region runs from base 65 to 283 and encodes 72 amino acids.